Panthera uncia (snow leopard) is the source of this 3313-nucleotide messenger RNA. RefSeq names its product calcium voltage-gated channel subunit alpha1 G (gene CACNA1G). Gene Ontology annotation, biological process: sodium ion transmembrane transport; membrane depolarization during action potential; neuronal action potential. Gene Ontology annotation, molecular function: low voltage-gated calcium channel activity; voltage-gated sodium channel activity. Gene Ontology annotation, cellular component: plasma membrane; voltage-gated sodium channel complex; neuron projection. Lineage: Eukaryota; Metazoa; Chordata; Mammalia; Carnivora; Felidae. The record is from RefSeq and is a predicted model, not a curated record.
UGGAGCCUGGGCGCGAAGCGAAGAAGCCGGAACAAAGUGAGGGGGAGCCGGCCGGCUGGCCCGGGGGGCCCCAGGAGCCCUGGGGAAGCGGGACUCGCGCCGGGCGGGGCUUCCCUGCGACCCGGCGCCCCGCGGGCAGCAUGCCCCUGCGGGCAGGGGGAGCUGGGCUGAACUGGCCCUCCCGGGGGCUCAGCCUGCGCCCUAGAGCCCCCCAGAUGCGCCCCCGCCGGGGCCCCCCGGUUGCGUGAGGACACCUCCUCUGAGGGGCGCCGCUCGCCCCUCUCGAGACCUCCCGGGGCCCCGGCUGGCCAGAGGAUGGACGAGGAGGAGGAUGGAGCGGGCACCGAGGAGUCAGGACAGCCCCGGAGCUUCAUGCGGCUCAACGACCUGUCGGGGGCCGGGGGCCGGCCGGGGCCGGGGUCGACGGAAAAGGACCCGGGCAGCGCGGACUCCGAGGCGGAGGGGCUGCCGUACCCGGCGCUGGCCCCGGUGGUUUUCUUCUACUUGAGCCAGGACAGCCGCCCGCGGAGCUGGUGUCUCCGCACGGUCUGUAACCCCUGGUUUGAGCGCAUCAGCAUGUUGGUUAUCCUUCUCAACUGUGUGACCCUGGGCAUGUUCCGGCCAUGUGAGGACAUCGCCUGUGACUCGCAGCGUUGCCGGAUCCUGCAGGCCUUCGAUGACUUCAUCUUUGCCUUCUUCGCCGUGGAGAUGGUGGUGAAGAUGGUGGCCUUGGGCAUCUUCGGGAAAAAGUGUUACCUGGGAGACACUUGGAACCGGCUUGAUUUCUUCAUCGUCAUUGCAGGGAUGCUGGAGUAUUCGCUGGACCUUCAGAACGUCAGCUUCUCAGCUGUCAGGACAGUCCGUGUGCUGCGACCGCUCAGGGCCAUUAACCGGGUGCCCAGCAUGCGCAUCCUUGUCACGCUGCUGCUGGACACACUGCCCAUGCUGGGCAACGUCUUGCUGCUCUGCUUCUUCGUCUUCUUCAUCUUCGGCAUCGUUGGCGUCCAGCUGUGGGCGGGGCUCCUUCGUAACCGGUGCUUCCUGCCGGAGAAUUUCAGCCUCCCCCUGAGCGUGGACCUGGAGCGCUACUACCAGACAGAGAAUGAGGACGAGAACCCCUUCAUCUGCUCCCAGCCGCGGGAGAACGGCAUGCGCUCGUGCAGGAGUGUGCCCACGCUGCGCGGGGAGGGUGGCGGCGGCCCCCCCUGCGGCCUGGACUACGAGGCCUACAACAGCUCCAGCAACACCACUUGCGUCAACUGGAACCAGUACUACACCAACUGCUCCGCAGGGGAGCACAACCCCUUCAAGGGCGCCAUCAACUUCGACAACAUCGGCUAUGCCUGGAUUGCCAUCUUCCAGGUCAUCACGCUGGAGGGCUGGGUCGACAUCAUGUACUUCGUGAUGGAUGCUCAUUCCUUCUACAACUUUAUCUACUUCAUCCUCCUCAUCAUCGUGGGCUCCUUCUUCAUGAUCAACCUGUGCCUGGUGGUGAUCGCCACGCAGUUCUCAGAGACCAAGCAGCGGGAGAGCCAGCUGAUGCGGGAGCAGCGCGUGCGCUUCCUGUCCAAUGCCAGCACCCUGGCCAGCUUCUCGGAGCCAGGCAGCUGCUACGAGGAGCUGUUGAAGUACCUGGUGUACGUCCUCCGUAAAGCGGCCCGCAGGCUGGCCCAGGUCUCCCGGGCGGCGGGUGUGCGGGCCGGGCUGCUCAGCAGCCCGGUGCCGCGCGGCGGCCAGGAGCCCCAGCCCGGCGGCAGCUGCUCUCGCUCCCACCGCCGUCCGUCUGUCCACCACCUGGUUCACCACCACCACCACCAUCACCACCACUACCACCUGGGCAACGGGACGCUGCGGGCCCCCCGGGCCAGCCCGGAGAUCCAGGACAGGGAUGCCAACGGGGCCCGCCGGCUGAUGCUGCCACCGCCCUUGACACCCGCCCUCUCCGGGGGCCCCCCGGGGGGCGCAGAGUCUGUACACAGCUUCUACCACGCCGACUGCCGCCUGGAGCCGGUCCGCUGUCAGGCACCCCCUCCCAGAUCGCCGUCCGAGACGUCGGGCAGGACUGUGGGCAGCGGGAAGGUGUACCCCACGGUGCACACCAGCCCUCCCCCAGAGAUGCUGAAGGAGAAGGCGCUAGUGGAGGCGGCCCCCACCUCCGGACCCCCCACCCUCACCAGCCUCAACAUCCCGCCCGGGCCCUACAGCUCCAUGCACAAGCUGCUCGAGACACAGAGCACAGGUGCCUGCCAAAGCUCUUGCAAGAUCUCCAGCCCUUGCUUGAAGGCGGACAGUGGAGCCUGUGGCCCAGACAGCUGCCCCUACUGUGCCCGGGCGGGGGCAGGGCAGGUGGAGCUCGCCGGCCAUGAGAUGCCUGACUCAGACAGCGAGGCAGUUUAUGAGCUCACACAAGACGCCCAGCACGGUGAUCUCCGGGACCCUCACAGCCGGCACCGACAGAGUCUAGGGCUGGACGCAGAGCCCAACUCUGUGCUGGCCUUCUGGAGGCUGAUCUGUGACACUUUCCGGAAGAUCGUGGACAGCAAGUACUUUGGUCGGGGAAUCAUGAUUGCUAUCCUGGUCAACACCCUCAGCAUGGGCAUCGAGUACCAUGAACAGCCCGAGGAGCUCACCAACGCCCUGGAAAUCAGCAACAUCGUCUUCACCAGCCUCUUUGCCCUGGAGAUGCUGCUGAAGCUGCUCGUGUAUGGUCCCUUUGGCUACAUCAAGAACCCCUACAACAUCUUCGAUGGCGUCAUCGUCGUCAUCAGCGUGUGGGAGAUCGUGGGCCAGCAGGGGGGUGGCCUGUCGGUGCUGCGGACCUUCCGCCUGAUGCGGGUGCUGAAGCUGGUGCGCUUCCUGCCGGCGCUGCAGCGACAGCUGGUGGUGCUCAUGAAGACCAUGGACAACGUGGCCACCUUCUGCAUGCUGCUCAUGCUCUUCAUCUUCAUCUUCAGCAUCCUGGGCAUGCAUCUCUUCGGCUGCAAAUUUGCAUCUGAGCGGGACGGGGACACGCUGCCGGACCGGAAGAAUUUUGACUCCCUGCUCUGGGCCAUUGUCACCGUCUUUCAGAUCCUGACCCAGGAGGACUGGAACAAGGUACUCUACAAUGGAAUGGCCUCCACGUCGUCCUGGGCUGCUCUUUAUUUCAUUGCCCUCAUGACCUUCGGCAACUACGUGCUCUUUAAUCUGCUCGUCGCCAUUCUGGUGGAGGGCUUCCAGGCGGAGGAAAUCAGCAAACGGGAAGAUGCGAGUGGACAGUUAAGCUGUAUUCAGCUGCCUGUCGACUCCCAGGGGGUAGGUACGCGAUCAUGAG